Onthophagus taurus is the source of this 1711-nucleotide messenger RNA. Its product is annotated as sodium-independent sulfate anion transporter. NCBI's taxonomy places the organism in Eukaryota, Metazoa, Arthropoda, Insecta, Coleoptera, Scarabaeidae. Gene Ontology annotation, cellular component: membrane. Gene Ontology annotation, biological process: transmembrane transport. The record is from RefSeq and is a predicted model, not a curated record.
CAUUAAACCUUUAUUUUAUUUUUGCGUAAAAAUGCCAAUAGAAAAGUGUAUUAACCUUAAUAACAUCGUAUUAAAUCGUGUUACGAUCUUAAAAUGGAUCACAAAAUACAACAAAAUCGAUUUAAUAGCUGAUUUAAUCGGUGGGGUAACUUUGGGGGUUACAAUGAUCCCUCAAGCGAUUGCUUACGCUUCUUUAGCAGGAGUUCCCCCUGAAUAUGGUUUAUAUACGGCUUUUAUGGGAUCGAUCAUUUACGUAUUCUUUGGAACAAUCAAAGAAGUUUCAAUCGGACCAACAUCACUCCUUUCAAUCUUAAUUUUUUCAUAUACCGAUGGAUUAUCUCUCGAUCAUGUUAUUUUAUUAUGCUUUCUAAGCGGAUUAAUCGUCUUUUUGAUGGGUGUUUUAAAGUUGGGAUUUCUCAUCGAUUUUAUUUCAACUCCUGUUACAUCAGCUUUUACAACCGCUACAUCAAUCAUUAUAUUAUCCAGCCAAAUUAAAGGAUUAUUGGGGAUUAAUAUCGAUGGUAAAGGUUUGGUCGAGUUGUAUAAAAAAAUUUUUCAGAACUUGCAUCAAACAAAAAUUCCUGAUUUCUUACUUGGAUUAUCGGCUAUAUCUUUCUUAUUAAUCAUCAGGUAUAUUUGCCAAAAAAAAGUUUCCAAUAAAAAAUGGAAAAAAGCAUUGUGGUUAUUAUCAAACAGUCGAAAUGGAUUAAUUGUAGCAAUAACUUCAUCGAUAGCCUACCAAAUGAUUCAAAAUGGGAAGAGAGUCCCGUUUAUAUUAACCGGAAACAUCCCCGCGGGAUUACCACCGCUAUCAUUUCCAAAUACCACAACAAUCCAUAACAAUCAAACAAUUAAUCUGCACGAAAUGAUUUUAAAUUUGGGAAGUGGAACAAUCGUGAUUCCUUUAGUGGCUGUUUUACAAAAUAUUGCAAUCGCAAAAGCAUUCUCAAACGGUGUUGUUGAUGCAACUCAAGAAAUGAUUACAUUAGGAUUAGCGAAUAUGUUGGGGAGUUUCGUUCAAGCGAUUCCAGCUUCGGGAGCUUUUACAAGAUCCGCUGUUAGUAAUGCAAGCGGGGUUAGAACUCCUUUAGCUGGGUUCUACGCUGCAUCUAUAAUUUUGAUGGCGCUGGGAUUUUUAACACCUUAUUUUUAUUAUAUUCCGAAAGCUACUCUUUCCGCUGUUUUAAUCGCUGCAGUUAUUUUUAUGAUCGAUUAUAAAAUCGUUUUUAAAUUAUAUCCAAAACAUAAGUUUGAUUUAGUGACAUAUUCAACAACGUUAAUUCUUUGUUUAUCAUGCGGAGUUGAAACCGGAUUAUUCGUAGGAAUAAUUAUUAGUACAGGAAAUUUAUUGGUCCCUUGGUGCAGACCCAAAAUCUUACUUAACGUUAAUUCGGAUAAAAACGGGAUGAACUACAUUACCGUCAAAUUAGAAAUGGGAUUUUAUUUUUCAGCCGUUAAUUAUGUAACCGAAAUUAUUAAAAAUGAACCUAAAUCGUUACCGAUUAUUUUGGAUUUUAGUAACAUUAAGGAUGUUGAUUUUACAGCUGUAGAGGGAAUCAAAACGUUAAUUAUGAAUGCGAAGAGGAAAGUUUUAAUUUAUAAACCAAAUGAGAGCGUUCAAAAUAAGCUACAAGAUGCUCUAAUACAUCAAAAAGUGAUUUUUUAUGAUUUUGACAGUUUGGAUCAUGAUUUUGAGGUUAUGACUAGCGAG